Molecule: messenger RNA, 600 nt
Organism: Calidris pugnax (ruff)
Lineage: Eukaryota; Metazoa; Chordata; Aves; Charadriiformes; Scolopacidae
Product: cryptic protein-like
Exons: 6
Coding region: 1-600 (199 amino acids)
Source: RefSeq, a predicted model, not a curated record
AUGUACUUGGGAAAUCACGUUAGAAUUCUUUUCACUGUUACUCUGGUCUGCCAGGCUGUUCAUUUAGGAAAAGGCAGUGAAAAAGAAGAGCUUGAAGAAUAUAUGAGAAGUCUCAAUGCCACAGCACAAAGGCAGCAGCCCAAGAACGAAGGGACUAUGAUAAAUACUCUCAGUGACAUGAAUCAGAGUUAUGAAAACAGAAAGCAACAGAAUUCCAGGGCACUGGUACCUUUCACUGGGAUUACGGAGAGUAAAAAACUGAACAGGCACUGCUGCCAAAAUGGAGGGACCUGUAUCCUAGGGGCUUUCUGUGCCUGCCUAAAGCAUUUCACUGGCAGAUACUGUGAACAUGAUGAGCGGCAAAGCAACUGCGGCAGCAUUGCCCAUGGUGCCUGGGUGCUGAAGGGCUGUUGGCUGUGUCGGUGCGGCUAUGGUACUCUGAACUGUCUCUCAGAAAUAAUGCACGAUAACUGUGAACUGAAAUCAGAAAGGGAGGAAAUUACCAGGCUAUAUUCUAAUGGGCUAAGAUUACAGCAAACCAUGUUUGUGCUCAGUUGCCUGCUCACUGUACUCCUGGAGCUCUGCUGCUGGCAGUUGUGA